CCGUUGUACAGUGUCCGGCUAAGUACAAAACUUCAGACGCCUGGAUUUCUGCUUCUGAUUAAAAUGUCUGGAGCCGCCAGUCAUCUGUAUAAAGUAAGGGCCCUUUACAAGAAGAUUCUGAUCCUUCACCGCCUAUUGCCCCUGCACCUGAAAGCCUUGGGUGACCAGUAUGUUAAAGACGAAUUUAGAAGACACAAAAGUGUAAACUCUCACGAAGCCAAACUUUUUAUGGAAGAGUGGGAGGCCUAUGCAACAACGUUGUGGAAACAAGCCAAAGAGCAACGGGGGACAGAAGGUGUGCAUAGAUACGGAGCUCCUCUUUCAGAGCAAAAACUUAAUGCUUUCCACGAAGAACAGUUGGGACAAUUACUCGAGCUUAUGCAAGAAGCCACCAAACCUAAACCUCAGUUUGAAGUUGAUGAAAAUGUUGAUCCAAAGUAAAACCUUGCCACGUAUUUUAA
Spea bombifrons (plains spadefoot toad) is the source of this 461-nucleotide messenger RNA. It is a transcript of the gene SDHAF3, whose product is annotated as succinate dehydrogenase complex assembly factor 3. The record is from RefSeq and is a predicted model, not a curated record. Gene Ontology annotation, biological process: succinate metabolic process; mitochondrial respiratory chain complex II assembly. Gene Ontology annotation, cellular component: mitochondrial intermembrane space; mitochondrion. NCBI's taxonomy places the organism in Eukaryota, Metazoa, Chordata, Amphibia, Anura, Pelobatidae. The coding region runs from base 64 to 441 and encodes 125 amino acids. The transcript is spliced from 3 exons.